AUGCGACCCUCAAGACCUGAAGAGGAACUGCCGGAGCGAAGGUUCUCGGGGAGAAAGUACAACUCGAUACUCAAACGAUGGAAGACCAGGAAGUCAGAGGCCAAGAACCCUCUUCAGCAUGCGCGGCAAAACGACAACAAUGUAUCAGAGCAUCGGCCUCGCGGUGGCUGCUACGCAUCUCGAAGCCCACGAAACUUGAUCCGACGAGAGAUUCAAUUCCACAUACCAGAUUGGAUCGACGACGUUGUGCACGCGCAGUUGGUAGAGAUUGCGGAACGGCUUGCGGCGGAAGCUGGCAGUCCUGGUUGGGAGGGUCCUUGGGCUCCAGCCAUGCCCGGGGUGGGUGAUGCGGAUCAGGUGGAAGGUCACAUUUGCUCGGGGGAAGAGCAGUCGCACGAACGCGAGCGGCCUGGAUCGGCUCCGUUGCUGGACAGAAUGGAGCCACAUAGGGAUACCAACGACCCAGCGGUGCCUUGCCGCAGCAGCGUGUCCGUACCCAGCGUCAGAUCACUCCCACUCGCGCCGGGCGUCCGAUCCCUUGCUCCACUCCUCGAUCUUCGUGAGACUCUGCCUAUGGAUGCGCAAAGAGAGGCACAGGCGAUCCAGCAUUCAAGAAACGCGAGCUCAUCCUCCGUGAGCUCCUCCAGCCACGGCUCCGGCACCUCAGUCUACAGCAAGCACACCUCCGUAACCAGUCCAGGCAUCGGCGCGGAGAAGCGAAUCUCAGACGCUCUAAGCACUCGGAUGACGUGGAAGGACAUCGCAGCGAAAACAGGCCCGAUUAAGAAACCGGUCCAAGCAGGCCUCCUGAAGCACAUCAACACGCACGCAGCCAAACCGAGCACGACUUAUUCGAUCAUGUCUCCUGUUCAGGCUGGAGUGUUCGACGAUUCGAACUCGCACCUCUCAAAACCGAGCAUCAGCACUUCCAGCCUGCCGCCCGUACAGGCUCGAGUGUUCGGCAACGUGAAAGCCGAUGUCAACAAACCGCUACCGCCUGCUCCGCCACAAAGGCGGUCGGCGGUCUUCGCGGUGGCAGAACCGGUGCAUAGUCCAACGGUCGGAAGCGUGCCGGCGACGCUGUCAGUGAGAGACGCUCGGCACAGCCCAUUGCGAGAGGUUGCACGUGCCCCUUCGCCGAUGGCGGGAAUCAUACACAAGGCUUCGAGCGAAUACCUGCCGGCUGCAACGCCCACAGCCGCUGUAUUCGAAGAGCCUCUGGAGCCCAAGACGAGUUUGCAGCCAAGCUCGGAAGGGCCGUUAAUGAAAGUUGGGCGGCUGAGCAGACCGUUCAUGGAGCUGGGUUUGGGUUGCGAGUUUGAAGACGACGAGCCGGUAUUUGAUUGCGAGUUUGACGAAGAUGGGCCACCAGACGAUGAGCUGCAGCGCGACAGAGCUUGCUUGCCUACAGACCUUACGGAAAAAGUUGUCGUUGUCCCGGAAAGGGCUAUAGGCGGAGCAGUGCGUUGCAUCACUGGCCCUGUGCUGGGUGAGGCUAAUCCUGAUGCUGUCAAGUACCUGGUCAGCAUUUUCGAGAAUAAGAGUCGGCGAGAGGACAAACGAGUUCAAGGCAAAGCAGUGCAACAAGCCCGCAGAGAAGAUGAAAGCCUGGUUCAAGAAGAUAGUAGUGCCUCUCCUGCGCUUAUAAAGCCCGAGUCCCAUGAGAUUGUUGUCGAUAGCACGGAUCCGAAGGCACAGGAGGACGCGCACAGCACUCCCACGCCACCCGCCACCAGCGAGAAAGCGAAAGAAGGAGGGGGAGGGGGAGAAGGAGCAGAGGACUCCGCCAGCGUCACCUUCAGCCAAGCCGAAGACGACCUCAUGGCCCAGCUGACCUUGGACACAUCUCAUAAAUUCCGGCGGCCAGGCUCUUGGCUACCUGACUCGCCCACACUAGGCUCGCCGAUAAAUACCUCUCCAUGCAUCCCUUUCCUGCGGAUCGACAGUCCCGAGGACGGAUCCGGCACGAGCGAAGAGAACGUGCCGGUGAGGACGAAGACGCUGUCACAUUACGAGUUCAUUUGGAGUCCGGAUGGGUGGUACGUUGCAUGA
Saxophila tyrrhenica is the source of this 2052-nucleotide messenger RNA. RefSeq lists its product as uncharacterized. The transcript has a single exon. The record is from RefSeq and is a predicted model, not a curated record. Bases 1 to 2052 code for a protein of 683 amino acids. NCBI's taxonomy places the organism in Eukaryota, Fungi, Ascomycota, Dothideomycetes, Mycosphaerellales, Extremaceae.